Messenger RNA from Chenopodium quinoa (quinoa), 537 nucleotides. RefSeq lists its product as uncharacterized. Gene Ontology annotation, molecular function: acyltransferase activity, transferring groups other than amino-acyl groups. Bases 1 to 537 code for a protein of 178 amino acids. NCBI's taxonomy places the organism in Eukaryota, Viridiplantae, Streptophyta, Magnoliopsida, Caryophyllales, Amaranthaceae. The transcript has a single exon. The record is from RefSeq and is a predicted model, not a curated record.
AUGUCAAAGAUCACCCUUAGGCCAUACCAACUGUCUGAUGUCGAUGAUUUUAUGCAAUGGGCUUGUAACUCAGAAGUGUUAAAAUACAUCCUAUUGCAAUUUUUGAUAAAAGUCAACUCUUCAAGGGAAGAAGUUGUAAGCUAUUUCAAACAAGUGGUCAUUAACCAUCCAUGGUACCAAGCCAUCUGCCUGGAUGGCCGAGCCAUUGGCUACGUCGUACUCGAAACACAAGCUGGUAAGUAUGGUAUUGAUAGGGGUAGAGCUGAAGUGUCCUAUGCUUUAGGCCGCGAAUAUUGGGGUCGAGGCAUCACCCCUAUUGCAUUGAGAAUGACUCUCUCUUCUGCUUUUCAUAAGUUUACUAAUCUUGUUAGGAUUGAAGCCUUUGUUCGUCUUGAAAACAAGGCGUCUGAGAAGGCACUCCAAAAGGUGGGAUUUUCCAAGGAAGGUGUCCUAAGACAGUAUGCUGUAUUAGCUGAUGGGGAGUGUUUAGAUAUUAGUAUGUAUAGUAUCUUAUCCACUGACCCAAUACUUAAUUGA